Thrips palmi is the source of this 1758-nucleotide messenger RNA. It is a transcript of the gene Mul1, whose product is annotated as mitochondrial E3 ubiquitin protein ligase 1. Bases 400 to 1434 code for a protein of 344 amino acids. Gene Ontology annotation, molecular function: ubiquitin-protein transferase activity. Lineage: Eukaryota; Metazoa; Arthropoda; Insecta; Thysanoptera; Thripidae. Gene Ontology annotation, biological process: organelle organization; protein ubiquitination. The transcript is spliced from 6 exons. The record is from RefSeq and is a predicted model, not a curated record.
AUUUGCCAUUGUGAAUGUCCUACAAAAUAUAAGAUUUAUGUUGGCUGCCUCCCAAUAAUGACUCACUGCACUGAACAGUAUUUGCAGACAUGGUGGCAUUUCAUUAUCCUUUCAAAAAUCAACCUCUGAACUUUAAUUUUAAUGCCUUUUACGUUCAGACAUGGAUGUAACUUGCCGAAUUUAGCGUACAUCUGAGUAUCAAUGACCUUAAUUUUUCCAAUUAAGUUUUAAAACGCGUUUGCUCACUGUGUGUAUAAAAAGUCAAUGGACUAACUCAGCACUGAGACAGACAUGUUAUAAGUUUUAUUAUUUUGCUUAAGCCAAUGUUGAGAAUACAACACUGCUUGAUUUUAGGUGCAGCAUUGCUGACACAUUCAGUGUACGACUCAAUUUGUUACAAUGGAUUACUUUAUUGAGGGUCUUGCACUGGGCUUCGACGCAAUUGCAUUUGGAUUAGUCUACCACUCAUACAGAUUCAAAAAGUCCGCCAUCAAGUCAAUCGAAAAUGUCCAGUUCGUUGAGGUUGAUCAGAAACUCGUUGAUCAUGUUGCCAGUGAACCUAGCAAGAAGUUAGAUUAUGUUGUUGUACGAGGCAAAGUGAUAGCUUUAAGUAGUCCAAUACGCAGUAUUAAUGCAUGGAAUACCUAUGGUGUUGUCCAGAAGUUAACCACCAGAGAACACCUAGUUACUCGACACAAUUUUGUUGGAUUUUGGAGUGAACGUGAAAGAACUAUCCAAGAGGUUUACAAUUCAAUUCCAUUUGCUCUCCGGAGUGGAAGUGUUGAUAUUGAGGUAGCAGAUGCCCUCUCUGCCCAUUGCUUAGACCUUGAAACAAUUUCUGAUGUGUAUGAGCCGAUUUCAAUAAGUUUAUGGGACUAUAUUUGGGGUUUUUUUACUGGUAUUAGACCACAAGGGUUGCAGAAGACAGAGGAAAUGGUAAGAGAGGGUGUUCUUCUUACCGGUAUUGGAGAACUUGCCCUAUCAGAAGACAAGGCUACAUUGAGAUUACAGCCCUCUCAAGAUGGGUUACCAUUCUUUCUGACAUCCCUGCCCCUUAAUACUCUCACAAAGAGACUGGAAGGUGAAAAACAGACUCUAAAGUAUUUGAGUAUUGUUUUUGGAAUCAUAGGUGUAGGAAUAAUGGGUAUGAUGGCACAUCGCUGGUAUAGAAAUAGGUUGGCUAAAAAAUUAGAAGAGGAAGAGCACCUCAGGUUGGAAAAGGCUCGUAAGGAAAGAAGGCAACGAGCUCGAUCUAACAACCAUGAAUAUUCAGACAAUGAACUCUGUGUCGUGUGUAGAGAGAAUCCCAAGGAAAUUAUACUCCUUCCCUGUGGUCAUGUGUGCAUAUGUGAGGACUGCAGUAAUGAUGUUACUAAUCUCUGUCCCGUAUGUCGAGCUGAAAUUCUAUCUCGAAACCCUGCAUACAUUUCUUAAAUCUGGGUCUUGUUGAUUGUUUUAAAAUGUUAUCUUUUGAUUGAGGAACCAAACUAUUUGAGCUCUUAGAGAAAUGAGAGAAAUGUUUAGAUUCCUUCAAAUUUUAAUUAUGUUGCACCCUUAUUUUUAAAAGAUUCUUUAUGGGGUUUUAUACUAUUAAUCUACAUAGGCAGUGGCGGAUUUAGGAUUUAUUUGACUUAUCUUUUUAUAAUCCAGUUUGUUUUUUGUUUGUAAAAUGUGUCAGUUGUAUGUAGAUAAAGUUACACCUUCAAUUGCCAAUAAAAAAAUCAUCUUCAGCAUGUUAAAACUAAAAAUCACAGAUAA